AGGGGCCUGGCCCCAGAGCAGAGCUGCCCGCGGGCCCUGGACGGGACUUGGUUCAUGGUCAGCGUGUCCAGCCCGGUCGUCAGCCUCUCCAGCCUCCUGCGACCGCAGUCCGAGUCUCAGCCGGAGCCUGCAGUCAUCACCAUGGCAACAGCCGUGCUGACUGUCGUCACCCACACGCCUACCACUCGAGUCCGACUGGGACAGGAUGCUCUGCUGGACUUGAGCUUUGCCUACAUGCCCCCCACCCCAGAGGCCACUGCAUCUCUGGCCCCAGGUCCCCCUCCCUUUGGGCUGGAGUGGCGACACCAGCACCAGGGUAAGGGGCACCUGCUCCUGGCUGCAACUCCUGGGCUAGAUGGGCAAACGCCAGCUGCCCGAGAUGGGGCAGUGGCAUUUGCCGCUUGGGAUGAUAACGAGCCAUGGGGUCCCUGGACUGGAAAUGGAACUCUCAGGCUACCUGCAGUGCAGCCCCGCCAGGAGGGCGCCUAUAUGGCCACCGUACACCUGUCAUACCUGCAAGGGCAGGUCACUCUGGAGCUUGCUGUGCAGAAGCCCCCCAAAGUGUCCCUGACGCCAGCACCUCUUGUAUGGGCUGCCCCUGGGGAGGCACCCCCAGAAUUGCUCUGCCUUGUUUCCCACUUCUACCCCGCUGCGGGCCUGGAGGUGGAGUGGGAACUCCGAGGCCCAAACGGCAGCAUUCAGGAGGCCAAGGGGCACCAGUGGCUCUCAGCCCUGCACCACCACUCGGAUGGCUCCGUCAGCCUCUCGGGGCUCCUGCAGCCGGCCCCCGUCACCUCCGCUCAGCAUGGGGCCCGCUAUGCCUGCCGUGUCCACCACCCCAGCCUGCCCCCCUUGGGGCGCAGCGCUGAAGUCACUUUGGAGGUGGCAGGUCGCUCUGGACCCUCCCUGGAGGAUGGCAUCGGCCUCUUCCUGUCCGCCUUCCUACUCCUAGGCCUCCUCAAGGUGCUGUGCUGGGCAGCUGUCUACCUGUCUACUUCCAAGAAGUCAAAGGAGAAGAAAUCACAGUGAGGGCACUCAUCAUCUGGGGAAGCCACCAUCACCUGUCACCUGCUCCUGCUUUCAAUCUCUCCACUGAGUGGCUGGAAAGUUGUUGUUUUUUUGGUGUGUUUUUUUCACAGACACAGAUCCAUGGCAUUCACCUUCUUAGAGCGCUAGGGCAGUGGUUUCUCACAAUUUUUAGUCUCAGGACCUCUUAAAAAUUAUCAAGGACUCUAAAGAGCUUUUGCUUAUGUGGGUUACAAACUACAGACAUUUAUCAUAAUAGAACUUAGAACAGGCAAGUUUA
Molecule: messenger RNA, 1306 nt
Organism: Myotis brandtii (Brandt's bat)
Lineage: Eukaryota; Metazoa; Chordata; Mammalia; Chiroptera; Vespertilionidae
Gene: TAPBP
Product: TAP binding protein (tapasin)
Exons: 6
Coding region: 55-1029 (324 amino acids)
Biological process (GO): antigen processing and presentation of endogenous peptide antigen via MHC class I
Cellular component (GO): membrane
Source: RefSeq, a predicted model, not a curated record